This is a messenger RNA of Mizuhopecten yessoensis (Yesso scallop), 4737 nucleotides long. RefSeq names its product ankyrin repeat and SOCS box protein 2-like. Lineage: Eukaryota; Metazoa; Mollusca; Bivalvia; Pectinida; Pectinidae. The transcript has 8 exons. The record is from RefSeq and is a predicted model, not a curated record. The coding region runs from base 121 to 1974 and encodes 617 amino acids. Gene Ontology annotation, molecular function: protein binding.
CCGAAACACAAUAAUAAACCAUGCUCCAAGAGAACAAGGCUAGACCUAGAAUUUGCAAACGAUGCAGAAAUUCCACGAUGAUUACAGUUUACAAGUUACCAGCCAUAAACCUUAUAUAACAUGGAACAGCAAAGUCCAAACAAUUCAUUUCAUUCCAAAAUACACUCUGGAAGAAUAAUCAUGGAUUUUACCGAAUCCUAUACCGAUACGUGUUCCUCUGUGGGUAUGGCUGCUCGCAUGGGGGACCUGGGAUGUGUCCAGGACCUGGUGUGGCACAGGAAACCGGUCGAUGUGAAGGACAACAGGGGCUGGACACCAAUCCAUGAAGCAGCCUUCCAUGGUCACUCGGGCUGUCUGGAGUUCCUUCUACGUCAAGAUGUGGUCGACCCAGAAUGGAGAACUUUUGAAAACGAAACUCCUCUGAUCUUGGCAGCACGCGGCGGCCAUUUUGAGUGUGUGCGGACUUUGCUGGACUGUGAUGCUGAUCCAACAGCAGAAACUAAGGAAAUGUUCACACCCUUGUGGGAGGCGACAGGUGCAGAUAGUUUUGAAUGUGUGAGACUGUUGAUGAGGAAGGGUGCAGUAGUUCAGAUAAACUACCAGAAUUACACAGGGUUUACACCACUCCAUACCGCCGCUGAGCGGGGCUACACCCACAUCCUCGACUAUCUAAUCAAACAUGGAGCCAGACUUGAUGUGUGUGCUGACGUGGACAUGACGUCAAUAUUUCUCGCAUCACAAUUUGGCCACAAGGACUGCCUACAAAUCCUCCUACAGACUGCCAGGGAAAAGGGUCAAUUGGAUCUAGUGAACAAAACAACACAUGACCAUGCAACGCCCCUUCUGAUAGCCUCCCAGGAGGGCCAUGAAGACUGCAUACGUCUAUUGCUUACUAACGGUGCUGACCCCAACAUUCCUGUCAAUGACCUUAAUGCUGUGGCUGCUCACUUUGCUGUGUACAAGGAUAGACCAAGGUGCCUCCAGUUGGUGUUACCAGUAACAAGACAAGACGUUCUCUUCAACUCGGUCAACACCAUGAUGCAUCCAUUAAUACUUGGCUUAAAAUUGAAAAACACAACCUGCCUGGAAAUCCUUAUUGCUGCAGGAUUGAAUGUGAAAGCAUUUCUUCCAUUGAAUCACGACUUGUUUGAGAUGGACCAACAUCUGUUGUUUACUGUGCUAAGAUAUGAUAACAGCGCCUCUGUGCUCUGUCACAUGGAGGAGAACUGGCCCAGUCAAGGAAUUGAAUUCCUCCUCCGUGCAGGUCUUCCAUGCAAUAUACAGAACCCACAGGAGUUACCUCCCUUGAUAUCUGCUCUGUCGAAGGCGGAUUUUGAUCUGUUUCUGCUUCUUCUGAAGUAUGGUGCUAACCCCAAUAUUUACCAUGAACGUGUUGGGGGUAACCUCCCCAUUCUUUUGGCAUUGAGAAAUGACUUGCUGCCAAAGUUGAUUGUGAUAGACAUGGAAACAAGACGGAACUUGUUUGGGAAAUAUCUAAUUCCAUUACUGAUGGCCGGUGCUAACGCCCAGUCUUGUUUCAGUGCUCUCAACGUUAUCACGGAGGAACUGGUAUAUGACCUACACCAGGUGUUACAGGACACUAUUGUGUGGACCAACCUGUUUCCUCUUCUUGUUCUAAUAUUGUGUUUCACAAGUAAUGUGUCUCUGGACGAAAAACUAUGUGUUCUGGCACAACAGUUCAAGGCGGACAGAUUACUAAAGAAGAUUGAAGAUUCCAGCGGGACAUUGUCUCAUGCCUGUCGUAAGAAGGUGGUACAACAGUUUGCGUCGUCAGGUUGUUACAACAAGGAUAGUGUGUGUAGUCUUCCUGUGCCUUCCAUCCUUCACGAGUAUCUCCUCUUCAUGGAGUACGGUACUCACAUCAGUGAAAUAGUGCAAGACUCACUCAAGUACCUCACAAUUAAAGAACAUGCGGUCAUCCAUGAACUUCAGCCGGAACAAGGAUGGGGAUAGCCAUGAAUAAAACUGGAGACAAAACUAUCGCAAUACUUUUUAAUUUGUACACAAUGAAAUUUAAAUUUUGUUUUUAACCCAAAACUAAUAUAUUAAGGCAUUUUUGUAGGGGAUGGGUGUCAUUUGUUUUAUUCCAUGUAAGAAAACAGUCAAUUUAAAUUCUUACUGUGACCAUAGAGCCCAGCUUGUCUCGUCACAUUAGUACAAGUAAACAUUGUAGUUAUGUGUUGAGACAAGCUAUCAUAAAGAAAAUGCUGUUUAAAUCAGUUGGGUGUGGGGAGAAAAGAGCACUGUACCACAUUGGUCUACUUAAUUAAUUUAUCACAAACUCAUAGUACAUGUGUACCAAUGGCUAAUUGACUGCCAACGUUUAUAAAACCAUUUAAUCAACUCAUAAGGAAGUUUUACAAACGCUUGUGAUGUUUAUCGAUGGACCAUCAAUCAAAUAAGGUAGUGUACUGAUCCUCUGAAGAGUGCUAUAGAAAUCAUACGACAGGAAAUAAUAUGUCAACAGAAUUUAGAACUUUAUAAUGAGUUAUAAGAAGGUAUCCUAUAAUUGCUUACUGAUGGAAUUCAAAUUAGUGGUUUUAUCUUCAUUGGAAAGACUGGCAAUUUUGAUAAAUUGAAGUCACCUAGAAUCGAAUUGUUGUAUAUGUUUAUGCAGUCAUUAAUCUGAAAACAACAUAGCUUGAUAGACCAUGUAAAGCUACAUUCCUGUAAAGUCGUAUGUAGCUUGAUGGACCAUGUAAAGCUACAUUCCUGUAAAGUCGUAUGUAGCUUGAUACACCGUGUAAAGCUACAUUCCUGUAAAGUCGUUUGUGGUCUAAAAUUAAAGCAACUGGUUGUUGAUUGGGAUAAGAAUUUAUUUAAGUACAAUUUAGUUUAGAAUAUAUUACUGAAUGUCAUCUUAUCUGAUCGAGAGAUUUGUUCAUUGCCUAGAAGCGUGCGUGUGAGAUUGAAGUUGACAGCUUUAUGUAUAUGUGAUAAUAAAUUUCAAGUUAUUUAAAGGACACAGUCAUUUUAGAGAGGUUUGUAAUUGAUUCAGUAUAUGAACAGUACGUAUUAUGUCCCAGUGUCACAAUCAAACCCUAACUUGAGCAGCUUGUUGUAACAUUGGAGAAUGAAUUAUUAAAGCUUAAUAAUCAGUCAUGGAAUUAUCAAGCUUAAUAAUCAGUCAUGGAAUGAUAUCUAUAAAUAUUAUAUAUAUCUGUAAUGUUUUGAAAAAGUACAUUUCGAAAUUUUAUCAGGAAGUUUUGAGAGAUUAAAGUUGUGAUGCAAGCCCAGGCCAUAACUUUUCAAGUUUCAAAGCGACAAGGGUCAGUAGCUCUAUGGCCAUCUGUCAAAAUGUCUACACAUAGGCCAUCAGGCUUUGGUACUCGCAGUUAGGCAUACAAUGAUGUAUGUAUAAUUGUAAGUACAUAUGUAUAAUGUAUAAGAGUAUCAGAAAGAGGAAGGUGAGAGUCCAGUGGCCAGUUAUCCUUAAAGCAUGAUAUAUCUGUUAGUAUAUAUUUCUGACAAAUAUUAGUGCUACAUUGUAUGCUUGUCAUGUAAGAAAAGUUUUCAAUAUUUGAUAUAUUUUAUUGAGUCCAAUAUUUAUUUACCAACUAUUUGCUGUGAAAUGAAAUGAAAUUUUAUUGGUACAGUAUAAUAUUUUUAUCCAUCAUCAAUUCUUUUAAGCUUAUGAUAGCCGUUUUUAUUUUUCACAAGAUCAUUUAAUGAAUAUUUUAAUACAAAGUGUUCAUGUGGAUAUAGUGAACGCCAUUAUUACUAUAAACAUGUAUGGAGGAUAUGUGUGCCAUUAAUAAUGUGAUAUGGCUACUGUGAAUAAAGAUGGAUGCUGUGAAAAUGUAUUGUUAACAGUUAAGUGAACACAUAUGGAUCUGUAAACUGGUCAGGAUACUGAGACUUAUAUGGAAAAUAUAAACAUGUAUGGAUACUGUCAACUUGUAUGGAUACUGUAAACAAGUAUGGAUACUUUAAACAUGUAUGGAUACUUUAAACAUGUAUGGAUACUGUAAACAUGUAUGGAUACUGUAAACUGGUAUGGAUACUGUAAACAUGCAUGGAUACUGUAAACUUGUAUGGAUACUGUAAACAUGUAUGGAUACUAAACACGUAUGGAUACUGUAAAUAUGUGUGGAUACUGUAAACAUGUGUGGAUACUGUAAACUUGUAUGGAUACUAAACACGUAUGGAUACUGUAAACAUGUGUGGGUACUGUAAACACGUAUGGAUACUGUAAACAUGUGUGGAUACUGUAAACAUGUAUGGAUACUGUAAACAUGCAUGGAUACUGUAAACAUGUAUGGAUACUGUAAACACGUAUGGAUACUGUAAACACGCAUGGAUACUGUAAACAUGUAUGGAUACUGUAAACAUGCAUGGAUACUGUAAACAUGCAUGGACACUGUAAACACGUAUGGAUACUGUAAACACGCAUGGAUACUGUAAACAUGUAUGGAUACUGUAAACAUGCAUGGAUACUGUAAACAUGUAUGGAUACUGUAAACACGUAUGGAUACUGUAAACACGCAUGGAUACUGUAAACACGCAUGGAUACUGUAAACAUGUGUGGAUACUGUAAACAUGUGUGGAUACUGUAAACAUGUAUGGAUACUGUAAACAUGCAUGGAUACUGUUAACAUGUAUGUAUACUGUAAACACGUAUGGAUACUGUAAACACGCAUGGAUACUGUAAACAUGUAUGGAUACUGUAAACAUGUAUGGAUACUGUAAACAUGUAUGGAUACUGUAAACAUGUAU